AUGGGUCAAAUACACCAGAAGUACUUGUCCGAUGUCCGUGUCUUUGGUUGUUCCAAGUGCCACACCCAUCUUGCUACUGUUUCCAGCGUCCUCUCCAGGGCCUUCACCGGGCAGCAUGGCAGAGCUUACUUGUUCGAUAUGGUGGUGAACGUUGAGCAGGGCGAUCCUUCCGAACGUCAUAUGACAACGGGCCUUCACACCGUCCGUGAUGUAUUCUGUAUCAAGUGCGGCACAACUGUUGGCUGGAAAUACGACAAAGCCCAUGUGGAGAGCCAGAAGUACAAAGAAGACAAGUAUAUCCUCGAGCGUGCUUUAAUUUGCGACGUGGAGGAUUAG
This is a messenger RNA of Cantharellus anzutake, 336 nucleotides long. RefSeq names its product yippee-like protein. Gene Ontology annotation, cellular component: ubiquitin ligase complex. The coding region runs from base 1 to 336 and encodes 111 amino acids. The transcript is spliced from 4 exons. NCBI's taxonomy places the organism in Eukaryota, Fungi, Basidiomycota, Agaricomycetes, Cantharellales, Hydnaceae. The record is from RefSeq and is a predicted model, not a curated record.